AUGGCUCUUCAAGAUUUAGUAGAUCUAUCAGAUCUGAUAUUUGGAGCAAAUAAUAAUCAAAAAGAAAUUACAUUGUUCAAUAGGGAAGAAACAAAUAUGGAAUUUGAGUAUAUGUUGUUAGUUCAGGAUACAUUAGGUGAUAAUGAUUU
Cetraspora pellucida is the source of this 149-nucleotide messenger RNA. Lineage: Eukaryota; Fungi; Glomeromycota; Glomeromycetes; Diversisporales; Gigasporaceae. The record is from the annotation of a GenBank genome assembly.